GGCUCCUCUCUCUCAGGUUCGGACGUAUCCCUUUCGCCGGCACGGUUGAUUGUUGUUAUGAACCAGCACAAAAAACAAAGCUGCAAAUUAUACGCCAGUGGCGGUACCACGAUCAAAGCAUUCCUUGAAUCACAUUAGCCGAGCCAGCUGGCGGAAGCAUAUGCAUAAAGGUUACUAGGUUACAAUUUUCAACGACAACUAUUUAUUUAUUAUACUGCUUCAAAUAUCUUCGACGAAAUCAAAUGUAACCAUAUCAACGUAAGUAAUAACAUAAACAAAUCCAAACUUUCCGUCAUGGCAUUCAUCAUACGUCUUUUCUAAAUAGUGUAAAUUACGAGCCACCUGUUAACUCCACCAUCUUGGUGAAGACAUUCAAAAAUAUGUACAGUGAUACAAACUCGAGUUCAUACCUCCACAAUGCAGAUCUCUUUUCCCUUCUAUUGAAAGCCCAAAGUAAGCUUAUGGAACAUAAAAUAAGCUUUGGGACAUUCUGUUUAGAUAAAAACAUACUGUUUUAUGAGAGUGAAAAGGAUUGCUGUAUGUUUUCAGAAUAAUGGUUUUUAUUUCUCUAAGAAUGGCGAAUGUAUGUGCAGAUGUAUCAAAAUUGACUCAAAUUAAUAUUCGUACGGUGGUUGAAAUUUCAGUUUUGAUUUCGAAGGAAUUGAUCAAUUUCAGAAUUCCACCUUUAGUGUGGUAACCAUUGUUCAUUGCAACUGUCUUUAGGUGCCUUUCGCCGUUAUCUGCGAGUUUCUUUGGUGUAUUCGGUAGGAAAAUUCAUCCAUUAAUUCAUCAAUUAGUUUUUAAAGUCUGUUGGAGAGUUAUCAUCCACCCAACACUACAUCCCUGGAUUGAUGAAACCAUAACCGCUCAGAGAACAACAGAAAACAUAAGAGCUACAACGAUAUGGAAACAACAGCAAUACAACAACGAGAGUGCGCUCGAUCGAGAACGGCAGUGAGUGCCGUAAAUGUGUGUGGUGUUUUGUUUUGGUUUUCGUCAAGUGGAUAAAAAUAGGAAGAAAGCAGAGAUAGAUUGUAGAGUAGAAGAAUAGAUGUAUAGUACCGUAGAAUAGUCUGUUGAGUGUAGUUCGUCGAUAAUUCAAAUUUGAUUUUGCUGUAAAAUAAAUGUAAAUAGUCCUGUAAAUGAAAAUAUAUGUUGUUUUGUGCUAAUUCAAGUGCGUGGUAUUUAUUGAACGUUUGAAUUGUGUGAUUUAUCGCACACCCAAUACGAGUGUUCGUCCACCCACCGCCCGUUGGAAUACGGCUUAACUGGAAGGAUUCUGGGUGGAAUUGAACAUUUAUGGUCCUUCGAACCGGAUCUGGAACCGUCUGGAGCACUGACUAGUGGAAGUCACCGAAUCGAUCCGUCUUCAUCAUCAUCGCUAUUGUGGAAAGGAUCUAAAUAGCACUGCGGCCAUUGGAAUCAGCUACACAAAGCAACAUAUUGGAGGAGAACAAUACGCUGGACAUUGGCAACAUAUUUUUUUGCUCAGGUUAGUGAGAACAAAUAAAUAUAUGUCCGGUCGAAGCUAGCGCACUAUUUGGUACUAACACGGAGUUAUUCUCGGUACUGUGGACCCGCCAAAAUUACAUUCUACGGAAUUGGAGCGCGCUGACGAGGGCUGUCACCUUUGGAAAAUUAAAUUGUACGAGCCGAUACACCGAAGAUUGAUCGACUCCGGAUACCUGCUGUUAGAGAGGAGCAUAAAAAGAAAACAUCGACACCACUACCACCCACAACGUCAUAUUCGAGGAGGACAGUAGCAUAAUACGACAUAUGAGAUAAGAAGAGGAAGUGCAGCUAGUAUUUUGCCUGGGUGAGUGCAUAGAGCAGUAUAUGUGCCGAAGCUAGGCAAGAUUAAUACACCAUUUUAAAUAAAUAUAUCCUCUUCGACUCAUUCCUACACACUGAUCCCUGCGAGAAUAUUGGUAUUUGGCUGUUGAUUAUUCGCUGCUGUUGAGCAUAAUCAACUUAUCGUUUGGAAUUGGUGCGACUAUUGUUUCUGUGGGUGAGUUGGAACGGUAUAUGUCCGCCGAAGUUAGUUUACGGAAAACUACAUAGCAUACCUCUCUUCUUCUCCCAACCCUUGGUCCUGUCGGAGCGUGAAGAUCAUUAUUUCUUGUGACGAUCAAGGAUUCAACGUUGCGCUGUUGCAUAUCAUAAUUAUUUUGGUGCACACGUUUACGGUUUAAGGUAAACUACACUGGUAUAUGCCUAGCGGAGCUAGGACUUCGAUCGAUUACUACCAACACAUUUCAUCCCUUUUCACUAACGGUACCGAUAACGUGAGAUCAACAUGCCACCAAUGAUACCCGCUGCCAAGAAGGCUCCUUCGCUGAAGCUGCUCAUAACGAGGUUGAACGAUGUCCAGGCUUCCUUCAACGACAUCUGGCGUUUCGUGGAGGACUAUGAGGAAACGUCAACGGUUACGGAUGUUGACAUCCGUUUAGAGAAAAUUGAUGAACUGUGGGAGAAGUUUUGUGACACUUUAGUUGAGAUUAGGGCACAUGAGGAUUAUCUCGCGGAUGAGGAAUCAUACGAUAAGGAACGACAGGAGUUCAGUGAUAGGUAUUAUCGAGCCAAAUCAUUCCUCGUAGACAAAUCCAAAAGGUUGCAGGGUCCAUUGGUACUAGAGCAGUCCGUCCGAACAAACGAGUCAGUUGGUUUUGGUGCUGAUCGUGUGCGUCUUCCUCAAAUAAGUCUACCGUCGUUCAAUGGGGAUAUAGAUGAGUGGCUGAGUUUCCGUGACCUCUUCACUUCGCUCAUCCAUUAUAAAACUAAGUUGCCAGAUCGCCUGAGAAAUGUUGUUGAAGCGGCUUGACAAUAGUAAACAGUUGCGGAAGCGUCAAGUUCAAGCACUAUUUCAUCUUCCAACAUUGACUAGGGAAUCGGUCAGCGAACUUCACACUCUACUAGAGGGAUUCGAGAGGGUCGUGAAAAAUUUGGAUCAAGUGGUAGAACCAGAGGACUACAAGAAUCUAUUGCUGGUUCAUAUACUCACAGCACGACUCGACCCAGUAACACGUAGGGGCUGGGAGGAAUUCUCGUCGACUAAGGAACAAGACACGCUGUCUGAUUUAACGGAUUUCAUUCGGCGGCGUGUUCAAGUACUCGAAUCUCUUCCCAGUAAAUCGGUGGAUUCCAGAGGACCACAACAGUAUUCGAAACUAAGACCGGCGUCUACAAAGGCAAGUUACAGCAGCGUGCAUGGUUCCGAAGCACGUUGUGUGGCAUGUAAAGGAGAUCAUCCGUUGUAUCAGUGUCCAGUGUUUCAACGUCAAGAGGUAGCGGAAAGAGACGCAUUAUUGAGAACCCAUUCGCUCUGCCGCAAUUGCUUCAGGGUAGGACAUCAGGCGAAGGAUUGCAAAUCAAGGUUUUCCUGUCGGACUUGCAAGGGUCGGCAUCACACGUUGGUCUGCUUCAAGAUCGAUAGAGAAGGUUCCACGAAAGUUACGGUGGUCGCAAGGGGCAACCAUCAGCAGCAUAGCAAGGAAACAAGGUCAUCGGCAUCAAGUUCAACACAAACAGCAAACGUGUCAACUAAAGCGGUUUGUUCUGCGCAGCAGUACUCAUCCCAGGUGUUACUGGCUACGGCUGUUGUCAUAUUGGUGGAUGAUAGCGGUCAGAGGUUCCCCGCCCGAGCAUUAUUGGACUCAGGGUCCGAAAGUAAUUUUGUUUCCGAACGGUUGAGUCAGCGGAUGAAUGUCAACCGAGAAAGGGUGGACAUAUCGGUUCUUGGAAUAGGACAAGCAGCGACUCAAGUCAAACACCGAAUUCGAGCGAUGGUACAGUCACGAGUUUCUGAAUACUGCCGAGACAUGGAUUUCCUAGUUUUGUCGAAAGUCACGGUGAAUCUUCCGACCUUGACGGUGAAUACAAAGGGGUGGUCGAUUCCAAAGGGCAUUGAACUGGCCGAUCCUGCAUUCUUCCAAUCCAAGGGUGUGGAUAUCGUUUUAGGUAUAGAAGCUUUCUUAGAAUUUUUUGGAACUGGUGGAAAGAUUUCGUUGGGUGCCAGACUGCCAGCAUUGAAUGAGUCAGUCUUCGGCUGGGUAGUAUGUGGAGGCUUGUCGGUACCAAGUCAAUCCAUUCAGGUCAACUGCAACAUAUCCGCUUCGGGAAGUUUGGAGUCCUUGAUUGCUAGAUUUUGGGAAUGUGAAGAGAUUGGAUCAACAAAUCAUUAUUCACCGGAGGAAGUUCAAUGUGAGGAACAUUUUAAGCGAACGGUAAAGCGUGAAAUGGACGGUCGAUAUACAGUGGCUUUGCCCAAGGACGAUGGCGUUCUGAGCAGACUAGGGAAAUCCGAGGAAAUCGCACUACGUCGACUUCAGGGAACGGAAAGAAGAUUAUCACGCGAUUCCAACUUACGGGAUCAGUAUUUGGCUUUCAUGCAGGAAUAUCUUCGACUCGGUCAUAUGCUUAAGGUUGAAAAAGUUUCUGGUGAGGUUCAACGGUGUUAUUUGCCUCAUCAGCCGGUAGUCAAGGAAGCCAGUACUACCACAAAACUACGGGUGGUCUUCGAUGCUUCGUGUAAAACCUCAACAGGAGUAUCGUUGAAUGAUGGAUUGCUGGUGGGGCCAGUGAUCUAAGAAGACCUACGAUCGAUCAUCAUUCGGUGCCGCACGAAACAGAUCAUGCUCGUUGCCGAUGUGGAAAAGAUGUUCCGGCAAAUCAACGUCUGUCCAAAGGAUAAAUCCCUGCAAUUUAUUUUGUGGCGUUUUUCUCCCGACGAUGAGCCGGAGACCUACGAGUUGGGCACAGUAACGUACGGUACUAAGCCAGCACCAUUUCUCGCUACUCGUACUCUCAAGCAGUUAGCCAUGGAUGAAGGCAGUCGUUUUCCAUUAGCAGCAAGGGCGGUGUGCGAGGAUGUAUACAUGGACGACAUCAUCACCGGUACAGAUGAAGUAAUGUCAGCAAUCGAGCUGAGGAUUCAACUCGACAAUAUGAUGAAUUCCGGUGGCUUUCACCUCCGGAAGUGGGCGUCAAAUCAUCCGAUGGUUUUGGAGGGAAUCGCAGAAGAUGCCUUAGCGAUUCGAGACGUGGAGGGUAUCAACUUGGACCCAGAUCCGUCAGUGAAGACACUUGGCCCGACACUUUCAGGUUCCAGUUCAACAUUCCGAUACUGGACACCAGCACAGGACUUUCCAAGCGAAAAAUUCUAUCAGUCAUUGCCACGCUUUUCGAUCCUCUUGGUCUCUUGGGUGCUGUCAUAACCAGAGCCAAGAUUAUAAUGCAAUUAUUGUGGAUGUUAAAGGAUUAGAACGACGAAAAUUUGAACUGGGAUCACCCAGUCCCUUCGACGGUGGGUGAGACCUGGCGAUGUUAUCACCGACAACUACCGCUAUUGAACGAAAUACGCAUUGAACGCUGCGUGAUCAUACCCGAUGCGAUCCUCGUCGAGAUACAUUGUUUCUCAGAUGCGUCCGAGAAGGCAUAUGGAGCAUGUGUCUACAUAAAGAGCAUGGAUUCGAGUGGAACUAUUAGGGUCAGAUUACUGUCGUCCAAAUCAAGGAUAGCUCCGAUGAAAACCCAAUCCAUCCCGAGAUUAGAGCUUUGUGGGGCACUUCUUGCGGUUUUACUGUUCGAGAAGAUUCGUGAUUCGACGAGAGUAGCAGCGCAAACGUUUUUCUGGACGGAUUCGACGUGUGUCCUUCAUUGGAUAGCAGCUUCCCCAUCCACUUGGAAUGUUUUUGUCGCUAACAGGGUUUCGAAAAUCCAAACGAUAUCCGUUGGCUGUCAGUGGAGACACGUGUCAGGAGCUGAGAAUCCUGCGGACCUCAUUUCCAGGGGUAUAUCUCCUGAGGACAUCAUUGAGAACAUGGUUUGGUGGCAUGGACCAGCUUGGUUGGAGAAGGGUCCCGAUUAUUGGCCAACAUUUCCAGAGAAUUCUACGGUUGAAGAAGGUGAGGAAGAGAAGCGUUGUACAGUAGUAACCAACAUUGCUUCUGAAAUGGUGGAAUUCAACGAUUGGUAUUUUGGGAAGUUUGGAUCGUUCAUUGCAUUAAUCCGGUGUACAGCUUAUUGGCUGAGGUUGAUGAAACUACUUCGUGAACCAAGAAAUACUCGUAAGGACACGAGAUUUCUUUCCGCAAUCGAAUUGAAAGAGGCAGAAAGGCUGCUAAUUUCAAGGGUGCAACAGGAAUGUUUUCAUCUAGAAUGGAUUUCAUUGUCUAAAGGGGAAAUGGUUCCCCGAAAAUCUCCGCUUCGAUGGUUCAACCCAUAUAUAUAUAUCCGAGGACGGGUUGAUAAGAGUUGGAGGACGACUGAAGCAUUCAGCGGAAUCCGAAGAAACGAAGCACCCAGUUGUUUUGCCAGCUAGGCAUCAUUUUACGCAAAUCAUUAUAAGGUACUACCACGAGAAGCUGCUUCAUGCAGGACCGUAACUACUAUUAGGAGCUGUAAGACUCCGCUAUUGGCCAUUGGGCGGAAGGAAUCUCGCUCGCUACAUUGUGCAUCACUGCCAUCACGGUCACCGUAUCUCGUCCGUUCUCACGAACGGGCGUUGACUACUUUGGACCACUUUACCUAAGGGUAGCCCCACGACGACCAGCAGUGAAGGCCUAUGUAGCAAUCUUCGUUUGCAUGUGUACGAAGGCGGUACACUUAGAGCUUGUAAGUGACCUAUCUACCGACCGAUUUCUACAGGCAUUACGGAGAUUCAUUUCAAGAAGAGGAAUAUGCACGUAUAUUUAUUCUGACAAUGGCACUAAUUUCGUCGGAGCUCGAAAUAAACUACGAGAAUUCCUGAUUUUAUUGAAAAAUAGUAGUCUCCGUAGUCGAGUUUCGAAGGAAUGUGCCAAUCAAGGGAUUCGAUGGCAUUUUAAUCCCCCCAGUGCGCCCCACAUCGGAGGUUUGUGGGAAGCCGCCGUACGAUCUGCUAAAAUCCACCUGCUUAAGGUUCUAGGCGAAAGUGUUGCGACUCCCGAGGAUAUGAGCACUCUACUCGUCCAAAUAGAGGGGUGUCUCAAUUCAAGGCCAUUGACACAGAUGUCUGAGGAUCCAAACGACUUAGAGCCAUUGACGCCUGCCCACUUCUUGAUCGGAACUUCUCUGCAGGCGAUCCCGGAAGAAAAUAUAGAAGCAGUUCCCAGUAAUCGUUUGAACAAAUGGUAGUUGAUUCAAAAACGUCUACAGGAUUUCUGGAAGAGAUGGCGCAGAGACUAUUUGGCACAGCUGCAAGGGAGAAUGAAGCGAUGGAAACCACCUGUGUAUAUCGCAGUUGGCAAGCUGGUGAUCAUUCAGGAUGACAACCAGCCCCCUAUGCGUUGGAAAAUGGGGAGGAUUGUUGAGGUUCACCCGGGGGACGAUGGAGUUGUGCGAGUUGUGACGCUCAAAACUUCUUCAGGUAUAAUGAAGCGUCCGGUGGAAAAACUGUGCAUGUUACCAAUUGAGGAUCGUGAUAAUUAAACCCAUAGCUUCGAAUCCCAUUGCACCCCACUCCCUUUCCUGUCGAAGAGGUUUUUUAUUUCAGAAAUUUCGGAAAUUUCAGGGUGGGUGAGAAUGUUGGAGAGUUAUCAUCCACCCAACACUACAUCCCUGGAUUGAUGAAACCAUAACCGCUCAGAGAACAACAGAAAACAUAAGAGCUACAACGAUAUGGAAACAACAGCAAUACAACAACGAGAGUGCGCUCGAUCGAGAACGGCAGUGAGUGCCGUAAAUGUGUGUGGUGUUUUGUUUUGGUUUUCGUCAAGUGGAUAAAAAUAGGAAGAAAGCAGAGAUAGAUUGUAGAGUAGAAGAAUAGAUGUAUAGUACAGUAGAAUAGUCUGUUGAGUGUAGUUCGUCGAUAAUUCAAAUUUGAUUUUGCUGUAAAAUAAAUGUAAA
Molecule: messenger RNA, 7824 nt
Organism: Toxorhynchites rutilus septentrionalis
Lineage: Eukaryota; Metazoa; Arthropoda; Insecta; Diptera; Culicidae
Exons: 2
Coding region: 2802-4586 (594 amino acids)
Molecular function (GO): zinc ion binding; nucleic acid binding
Source: RefSeq, a predicted model, not a curated record